GGGCUGGGACUCGGUAGCUGCCCGGAUGUGGCGCCCAGUCCGCGAGCCUGCCCAGCCCAGCGAGUGUCGCCCGGGAGGGUUCGCCAGCUCUGGUCAAUCGGCGUGGGAAGACAACCACCUUAUCCGAAAAAUCCACAUGUGCACAUACAUGUGAUACUGCAUACAACUUCAGAGGUGGCUUCUAGGAUCUGCUGAAGCCUGUCUAACCAUCCAUGGGCUCCAUGGACUCCACAGGAAGAAUGCAGACGAUCAAAUGUGUGGUUGUGGGAGAUGGGGCUGUAGGUAAGACCUGCCUCCUCAUCAGUUAUACAACAAAUGCCUUUCCUGAAGAGUACAUCCCCACUGUCUUUGACAACUAUAGCGCCCAGACAUCUGUGGAUGGCCAAAUUGUCAGCCUGAACCUUUGGGACACAGCUGGCCAAGAGGAGUAUGACCGACUGCGAACACUGUCCUACCCCCAGACCAAUAUCUUUGUCAUUUGUUUUUCCAUUGGCAACCCGUCCUCUUAUGCCAAUGUGAGGCAUAAGUGGCACCCAGAGGUCUCUCAUCAUUGCCCCAAUGUACCUGUUCUGCUGGUAGGCACCAAGAGGGACCUGCGGAGUGACCUUGAGACAGUGAAGAAGCUGAAGGAACAGAGCCUAGUGCCCACAACACCUCAGCAAGGCACUUCCCUGGCUAAGCAGGUGGGGGCUGUGAAGUAUCUGGAAUGUUCGGCCCUGAUGCAGGAUGGGGUACAUGAGGUAUUUUCAGAAGCUGUCCGGGCUGUGCUUUACCCAGCCACAAAGAAGACCACCAAGAAGUGUGUCCUCUUAUAGCUUUUGGGGCAUUGUUUGGGAACUGCAUCUAAGGGGAAUAGGGAAAGAUCCCUUUGGCAGCAUUUAACAAUGCCAGCAUGAGCCAUCUGUCUCUUCUCCUGAAAACCCGAGACUCCAGGUUUUUUGGCUUUUAGAGGAAUGAAGACAGGCUAGUUUGUUCAUGGCUGCUUUGAAGUUUGGUCUGAACCUUUUGGAGGAACUUUGAGAAAGAGAGAGAGAGAGAGGUAUCUCCCGUCAGAGCAGUAAGAAGAUACCACCAAGGGCUGUUCUUUUCUGUCCUGGCCAGGCCACAACUAAGCAGAGCAGCCUGGUAUUACUGUUCUUUGUAGGCUUUUUGCUUGUCUGCUUUUAAAUCUGACAAGCCAACUUUCCUGGCUCUAUUUACUAUUGAGUAAGUGCCUCACAGAAGGACAAGUUCCUCCAGUUUUCAAAGCAUUGCCUUGAACCUUCUGACAUACUAAUUUUUGAAAACCAUUAUAUUUGUGAUUCCUGGGUGUUCCCAAUGUUGACAUGCUCUUCCCAUUCUGAGAUGAGACAUUUUUGCAAAACUUGUUAAGCAGCAUUUUCUAAAGUUGUGUGAGAUGGUAACAGAUGUUCCUUAAAAGGGUCAAGUAAGUCAGCAAUUUAAAUAAAGCUGAACAGGUUCCUCUACCAUAGGUAUUUAUAACUUUUAUAUGCAACAUUUCCCAAACUUAUUUCACAGCUUUUUUUUCGGGACCCCAUGCAACACCUAUUAACAUCUCUGGGAACAGCUUAAGAGAUGCUGGGUUAAUUGGGACUAGGAAUUCCCACGGAGGUGGCUGUGGGGGAAUAAAAAGUACAAUGGGGUCUUGUUCUUUUUGAUGUUUUCCUCUUCAUGUCUUUGAAAGAUUUAUCAGCCAUGGACUUUUAUUGGUUCCACUCCUUUCCUCAGGAGAGGGGUUGGGCGCUUAGUCAUGCUAGUGCAUUGGAUGUGGGAUCUGAUGGUCAGGUCAGCUCUCAGAUUCUGACAGCACUGCAGGCCUGCUGAUGUAGAAUUAAUCCUUCCCAAAGGCUGUAUCUCUGAGGCUUCUGUGCGGACCUGUUUUUGGUCACCUACCACACAAAAUGUCCCAUGUCCUCUAGGACUUCUCUACUGCUGUCAUUCCUCUGAGUCGCUCUCUUCCGUGUGUGUGUGUGUGUGUGCGUGCGCGCGCGCUUUCUGAUGAGAUCUUUGCUUCAAGACUGUUGAAGUGUGUUGGAUCUCCUGACCCAGGGAUUGUGCUGGAGUCGCUCAGCCUGCCUGGGGCAGUGGACUCAGAUUCCAUAUCGCAGUGGGCCGGUUGCUGCUUCUCCCUAGUUAUGUAUUUCACUUUCAUUCACUAUGAUUUAAUUCUCCACCUGGCCAACAGUGGUUGACAGUUCUAUCAUUCACAUACCUUCUCACCCUGCCAAAAUAGCAUUGGAUUUUUGAGAGUUUAGGAAAUCACAUACCUUCUCCUGUGGUAGUGAAGUGUCUGUUUCUUGCUCUGCGAUAUGUUUGCUGUUGCUCUUCAACAAGAUAUGAUGUGUAGCCUCAGGCUUAAUUGAACCCCCUGGAUAGGGUUGCCAGAUAAAAUACAAUUUUUUACAAAUAAUUUUUUAGUAUAAGUAUGUACCUCGCAGCAUUUGAGGCAUUACUUACACUAAAAAAUUAUUUGUUUUUUAUCUUAAUUCAAAUUUAGUGGGGCAUCCUGUAUUUUUAUUUGCUAAGUCUGGCAACCCUACUCUUGGAGUAUCUGGAACCUGGAGGUCAAGCAGAUACCAAAUAUUGAUAGGAGACAAAGGUUAUGUUACACUCUCUUUUCUUCCUCCUUUUCUUUCAACAUGGACUCAAGUGUUUUGUUUUGUCUUCUCUUCACCACUGCACUCACACAGUACUUCUUGGCAUAUAUUUCUCCACCAUUGGUUGUCUACAGCUGUGGAGGAUCCAGGAUGGAUAGUAUUGUUCAGCAUAUGCCUUCUCUCUCAAUUCCAACGUAGUGUGUCUAUUUCCUGGUGUGUGACCCAGUGCUUCCUGUGGAGGGUGGUAGGGACUGUUGUAUGAACAGGGUGUUAACGGAAGAAGGUGAGGGUGGCCCUCCUUAACUGAGGCCUGGUAGCACUUUGGAAAGUGAGGCUGCUAUUAUAGUAGCAGGGGGACUAUAGGAGUCAGUCAGCCUGUGGGCAUGUGUGCCCACUGUCCCGGGUAGUCACUGAUAUUCCUCAGGCAGCGAAAUGUAAGUGCCCAUUGCUCAAGUAUUCCAGGAUGUUCUGAUGGUUGCUGCCUGGGGUGCUCACAGGACAUCGUGUCAUGGUUGAAAGGGCUAGAAACAUGGCUGUACCCUGUCAUUGGGAACUUUCUGUUUAGCUCCUGAAAUCUUUUUAUUUGGCUUUUAAUUGAAUAGUGCUUCCUGCUGCCAUUUUGCCUGGCAAAUUCCCAAAUGUAAGUCUGGGUUUGGUUUGGACAAACUCAUGUUCUUUAAUAAGUGGAGGUAUGAUCCAUAAGCCUAAGAGAGUGGUUUUGUAUUGGGCUGAUUUGAUGGUUCUAAGCAUACAAUGGCAUCUACAUUUUUAUACUUAAAAGGGAUUUGUAUGAAGACUAACAUGCUAAUAUCACUUUAGUUAUUCAUACUGAAUGGUAAUAAUAAACUUUUCUGAUUUUACUGGGUCUGUUUUCUAAAAAAUCAAAGCAGUUCCACACCCCUCCCCUACUUUGUUUUGAGUGACUUCUAAAUAAAUGCUUUUCAAAUUGCAAAGGGUGAAAUAACUAUAACUGUCAUGUUGCACAUUGCACCUAUGUAUAACUGUGCUUAUGUUUCUAUAUCGAUUAGGGUAGGGGACUGUCUGCCCUGCUAACAUUGAUUCUCUGGUUCCUGGCCCCCCAUUACACACCUCUACACAAUUCCUCUAGAGGACUGAGCUGGUUUUCACUAACCACAGGCCAGUCAGUUCUCUGUAGGUUAUUUUUCUCACUUAUGACACAUUCAGUAAACAAUUACCAAGCUCCUACUGUUAUAUAAGCAUUACUGUACUAGGGGCUGGGUUGUAAAGAUAAGAUGGAGUAUUUAAUCUCCCUUGUUUCUGCCAGUUAUCUGAGGAAAAUAGGCUUCCUUUUACAAAAAUGAACUAAUCUGGCUCUUAAACAUAUGCUGUAUAGUGCCACUGCUCUAUCGAGUACACUACUGGUAGGAAAGAGCAAAACCAUGUUGGUUUUUUUCUUAAAGCUUUGCUGAAAUACAAUUUACUAACCAUAAAAUUUGCCCAUUUCAAGUGUACAUACAAUUCAGUGAUUUUUAGUAAAUUUAGUGAGUUGUACAACCAUCACCAAAAUCCAGCUUGAGAACAUUUUCAUCACCCCAAAGAGAUCCCUCCAGCAGUUAAUCUCUGUUCCCACGCCAGCCCUAGGCAACUACGGAUCUACUUUGUCUUUUCUGACCAUUUCAGAUAAACAGACUCAAACAGUAUGUGGUCAUUUGGAACUCGCUUCCUUCAUUUAGCAUAAUGUUUUCAAGGCUCAUCCACUUGGUAGCUUGUAUGGGUACUUCACUUUUUUUAAAAUUAAGGUAUGAUUGAUAUACAUGGUACUUCACUUUUUAUUGCUGAGUAAUAUUCCAUUACAUGGACAUAUUGUAUUUCACCUAUUCAUAGUUGAGACAUUUGGAUUGUUUGUGCUUUUUUGGCUAUUAUGAAUGAUGCUGCUGUGAACCUUCAUGUACAAGGUUUUGUGUAAACAUAUUUUCAAUUGCUGGGUCAUGUGGUUAAUUUAUGCAAAACCAUGUUUUGAGUCAAGAAUGACAUCUUUAAGUACCUGAAGUCCCAUCCACAUUCUACAAGCCUCCAUCUACCUCUCACUGAAUGCUUUUACUCAAGCACAAGCAUCUAAGAGGCUGUAUAAGGUAUGUUAAAAAGGAUUCCAUUUUGCUUUUUUGUCUUAGAAUAGCAGUAGUAUUCUACUAACUUUUCAUUACCAAAGUGCAGCACUCCAGCUACUAUGCAGGUUUUGGUAGACCUUGGUCAUCUGGUCUAGAAAUGUCCUGUUAAAAUAUCCCAUGGGACAUCCAUGCAGUCAUAAAAAAGAAUGAGGAAGAGUGCUAUGAGUGGUGCAGUGUCAUUUUCAGGCUAUAUUGUUAAGUGAUAAGAAGUAAGGUGAAAAGAGUAAAUAUUGUAUGCUACCUUUUAUGUAACAAAGAAAGAGAAUUGAGUAUAUACGCAUUUGCUUCUUUUUGCCCAAAAAACACAGGAAGUACAAGUACCAAAUUAUGUUGUACCACUGAAACUAAUGUAAUGUCAUAUGUCAGUUACAUCUAAAUUAAAACAGGAAGGAUAAACCAGGAA
Messenger RNA from Manis pentadactyla (Chinese pangolin), 5129 nucleotides. RefSeq names its product rho-related GTP-binding protein RhoG-like. The transcript is spliced from 3 exons. Lineage: Eukaryota; Metazoa; Chordata; Mammalia; Pholidota; Manidae. Bases 213 to 815 code for a protein of 200 amino acids. Gene Ontology annotation, biological process: regulation of actin cytoskeleton organization; actin filament organization; small GTPase-mediated signal transduction. Gene Ontology annotation, molecular function: protein kinase binding; GTPase activity; GTP binding. The record is from RefSeq and is a predicted model, not a curated record. Gene Ontology annotation, cellular component: cell cortex; plasma membrane; cytoplasmic vesicle.